This is a messenger RNA of Plasmodium fragile, 213 nucleotides long. RefSeq lists its product as uncharacterized. Lineage: Eukaryota; Apicomplexa; Aconoidasida; Haemosporida; Plasmodiidae. The transcript has a single exon. Gene Ontology annotation, molecular function: protein binding. The coding region runs from base 1 to 213 and encodes 70 amino acids. The record is from RefSeq and is a predicted model, not a curated record.
AUGAAGUUCCCCGUGUGCACUGGCUUUUUCUCCGCUGAUGGGAACGAGCUAAUUUGCACCUACCUUUCUACACCUCUAAUUGAAUACGAUGUCUUGACGCAUUCUUACGUCAGCGUUGUUAAUGACGACGUUGGUCAGGUAAACGGGGCGCAAUGGCUGCCAGGCGGCAACCUGUGCACAAUUCAAGCGAGCGGGAACGUCUCCAUUUGGUGA